This is a messenger RNA of Rasamsonia emersonii CBS 393.64, 2181 nucleotides long. Its product is annotated as WD repeat protein. Gene Ontology annotation, biological process: regulation of DNA double-strand break processing. The transcript is spliced from 2 exons. The record is from RefSeq and is a predicted model, not a curated record. The coding region runs from base 1 to 2181 and encodes 726 amino acids. Gene Ontology annotation, cellular component: site of double-strand break; nucleus. Lineage: Eukaryota; Fungi; Ascomycota; Eurotiomycetes; Eurotiales; Trichocomaceae. Gene Ontology annotation, molecular function: protein binding.
AUGGACGGGUUUGAUGAAGAGGCGUUCAAGAAAUUCUUCCCCACCAGUUUUGGGAAGCAGGAACGCAAAGCCAAUAUCAGCGCUCAGAUCGACCGCACCAAGCGGGCGGAGGUGAAGGUGAAGCUGCCGGAGGAACCCCGUGGCGAGGAGGAUGGCACGGAUCGCGAUAAGGAGGAGGAUGGGGAACAGAAAUUGAAGCAUGAGGAUGACGAUCGCGAUAAAGCGUCAAAGGAUGAAGAUAAAGAUGACAAUGACGACGAUGACGAUGAUGAUGAUGAUGAUGAUGAUGACGACGACGACGAAGAUGAGUUCCCCGUGUCGCACGAGCUCGUGCUCAAGACACACGAACGCGCCGUGACAACAUUGACGGUAGACUCAUCUGGAGCCCGUCUCAUCUCCGGCUCGACCGACUGCACGCUCAAAUUUCAUGACUUUGCCUCCAUGACGCCCACGACUCUCCGCGCGUUCAAAUCGGUCGACCCCAGCGCGAAGAAGCAGUCCGCUGCGCAGGAGACGCAGCCGGUCCACCAUGUCGAGUUCAAUCCUAUCUCACCCAGCCAGGUGCUCGUUGUGCCGGCGACUCCCCAGCCCAAGAUUCUUGACCGCGAUGGCAACGUCCUGACCGAGUUCGUCAAAGGUGACAUGUACCUGCGCGACAUGCACAACACCAAGGGCCAUAUCUCGGAGGUGACGAGUGGCGCUUGGAGUCCGACCGAUUACAACAUCUGCGCGACCGCCGGUACCGAUAGUACGGUGCGGAUAUGGGACGUCAAUGUGGGACGUUCCCAGAAGGAGGUCAUUGUACACAAGUCCAAGGCGUCUGGGGCUGCGGGGAGAAGCAGGAUGACGGCCAUCGCCUGGGGGUCUCCCAAGCAAGGAGGGCCCAAUGUGCUGGUCGCAGCGGCCCUUGAUGGCAGUCUUAUCAUGUGGAGCGGCAAUGGACCCUUUACGAGACCGACUGCUGAGAUCCGAGACGCCCAUACGCGGGAUACAUGGACGAGCGGGAUGGAUAUCAGCGCUGAUGGUAGAUUGGUUGUGACCAAGGGGGGCGAUGAUACUAUCAAGCUCUGGGAUACGAGAAAGUUCAAACAACCCAUCACGACGGUGCAACACACUUCCUCCUCGAGCCACUACCCGACCUCCAACAUCAAAUUCUCGCCUACAUCUGCCAACAUACUCACCGGCUCCGAGACGGGUCAUCUUCAUAUCCUGAACCCGGCGACAUUAAAACCGGAACUCGUCACCCCCAUCACGCCAGGCUCUCCUGUCAUCACCGUCCUGUGGCACGAAAAGUUGAAUCAGAUCCUGACGGGCUCUGCCAACGCGCAGACCCACGUGCUCUACAACCCCAACAUGUCCACCAAGGGCGCUGCCUUGGUCAUGUCCAAGGCUCCCAAGCGCCGGCAUGUCGAUGAUGACCCGAAUCUUACGACCGAUCUCUCGGAGGGAUUCUCAGGCGACUCCAUCGUCAUCGGUCCCAACGGUGUUCCGCAGCCGGCGGCAGCCAGCUGGUCUGCACGACAUCCUACCGUCGGACUUACGGUGUCGGGUCGUUCUCGAGACCCUCGUCGCCCACAUCUGCCGGCGCAGACGCCAUUUGCCAAGUCUACGCCUGAUGAGCGACAUAUUCGUGAGAACAUCCCGCUGAGUUCAAUGCGGGACGAAGAUCCUCGCGAGGCGUUGCUCAAAUACGCCGAGAAGGCGGAGAAGGAACCUAUCUUCACCAAGGCGUGGCAGAUGACCCAACCGAAGCCUAUUUAUGCGGAGAUCAGCGAUGACGAGGAGGGUCCGGAUAAGAAGAAGGUGAAACGAUCAGUAGGCAUGGUGACGUCCGCGCUGCAGCAAGACAGCACGCGCGACCAGUCGCUGCGGCCGACUUUAAGGCUGUGGAGCAUGACCCAAGCCGCCCUGCGCCCGCUAUGGCCUCCCGAAGUUCGAACCGACGCUACCUACGAUCUAGCAAGUAGCAGCGAUCCCAGCGCCUGCUCAUUAGUCGCUUUAGCUGGCAGCCUUAGCGUCUUCGCAAAUUGGAGAGCCGCCGGCGGCUUUUCUCAGCGACAGGCCAGGUUGCGCAAGUCGCUUGCUCGCGGCGUCCGCUCGUGUGGCCUACUACCCCCUCUCCGACUUGCAUUCCGCGCUUUGCACAGUCUCACUUUCAUUACCAGACACGCACGCCUCUAA